AUGAUUAGAAGUAGCGACAUCACCAACGCAAUUGUUCAUCUGACAUCCUACGCUCCCACCGUGCUCACUACUAUACUCGGCACUGGAGACGCGGACACCACGUAUGCUGUUGACUUCCGCACCAACCAUCUCAAAUUCUCGUAUCCAUCCCGCGCUGAGGACUGCCUCCAUGCGUUGCUUGACAUCCUGCGCAGAAUAUUUCUGCCGCUGAAGUUCUUGCAUAGCCAGUGUGACACUUUGACCUCCGAGCAUGGCUGGUACAGCUGCAAGUACGGGAAGGAUGUGCAGUCAGCCAAGUUGCCAUGUACAAAGCACUCAAAGACUGAGACUGAGUGCCAACCUAGGUCACCACUUAUGUCGUUCCUUGGUGACUGUCUACCCGGCCACCUACCUCAUCAGUUAACAAGCGUCGGUUGUAGAGCCGAAUGUAAAUCAUGCCCCAAGGCGACACCUGGGCAGCCAUGUCUAACUCCCCUCGGCUUCAGAGGUUUCUCAGGAAGUACGAAGCUGGGUAAAGAGCUGGGUAACGUGCUGACCAAAUUCUUCAGUAACGGCAUCGCUACACCCUUACUCUCCUUCGUACCCAAACCGCCCAGCAGCUUGCCGGAACACUUCGGUUUUGCGUUGUAUUUAGUUAAGGGUUGGGGAGACGGUUCUAAAACGGCAGGCAAGAACGGCAUCCAGAGUUACGUUGAAGAUGCCAUGAAAGGUCAGUCGAUUAAUCUUUAUUCCGACACAGCUCCACUCACUAAUGCGCUGACAAAAGCGUAUGAUGAUGCGCGAAGUACUCACGCAGAUAUGAAACAUCUUCCUCCGUAUGCUGAGUUGGCGAGCCUGUCAAUGAGAAUUCCAUGCUACGACCGAAAUCAGAAGGCUCUGUGCGCCCCCUAUCUCUCCUCUGUCUGCGGAGAUUCAUAUGGUUACUUUGCCAAGAAACACGCCAACCUCUACCUCUCCUGGGCCGUCUACCUCCCGUGGACAUUCUGGGAUCUGCUCAACAACCUCUACAACGCCUUCUGCUCCAUCAACUGCCAGGACUGGGGAUGCCGUGGAUGUCUGAGGGGGGAUAAGUGCAAGAAGGGGGAGCAUGGUGUCAUCGAAGAUGUAACGAAGCCUAAUCCAACUUGUCCAUGCCUCUCCAUCGUUGACUGCAAAGGUGUCGCACCAACGCUCUACCAGUAUGGUUUCGUCUUUGGUGAAGCGUCGACGCUGAAUGACAGUCAAUCGCCGAAGAAGUGCUCUGAUUUCUGUAGUCAGUUGAAGAAUGUGCUCAAUUCGAAAUAUUUCCAAAAGUUGUUCGAAGAGUGUGACAAUUUCCUUUGGAUCAUCAGACAACCCUUCAUCUGGCUGAACGUCGCCCUCUGGCUCCUCUCCUUGUUGUACCUCCUCCACAUCAUGGUCAUCCGCCUCGACCUCCUCCACAUCAAAUCGCAUUUGCAUAGUCCCUCGAGUCAUAGAAUUGCUGCUCAAUCACUACUUGCUGCUGGACGUGUUAACAAACUGGGCAAAGUGUUUUACCUGCAGCCUUAA
Babesia bigemina is the source of this 1530-nucleotide messenger RNA. RefSeq lists its product as hypothetical. The transcript has a single exon. NCBI's taxonomy places the organism in Eukaryota, Apicomplexa, Aconoidasida, Piroplasmida, Babesiidae. Bases 1 to 1530 code for a protein of 509 amino acids. The record is from RefSeq and is a predicted model, not a curated record.